AUUAAAAUAUAUUAUCUAGUUCUGGUUAUAUAAAUCUAAACGUACAUAUUUUAUUUCUAUUCAAUAAAAAUAAUUAACUGAGAAAGCAUACUUAUAAGUGAAUUUAAUUUUUUGGGAUAUAACAAUGGAAUUAUCGAAAGAUACCAUUGAUGGUAUUGCUAAUAUUUUAAAUACAAAUGUUAUUACUGAUGAUAACUUCUCACAAAUUUUAGAAACAGCUAUUUCAUGUAUAUAUGAAAGUCCUUCAGAAAUAAAAUGCACUAUAAAAACAUCUGAUUCAAAACCAAUUUUAACAAAAAAAGCUUUUACUGAUGUAGUAUGCUUACUUGUAGAAGCUUCUCGACAUGACUUAGAUGAAGAAAGUUUAAGAAAUUUUUUAAAUCUCAUAUAUAUUGAUGAAAAAAGAAUUAGCAAAUUAUGUGAAAUAUAUAUUAACAAUAAAACAACAAUACAAUCUCAAUUGGAAUUGAUAGGCAAUAAUCCAUCUCAUAUUAUUGAUAUAGACUGGCAUUUAGAUUAUUGUGUCAAGUUGGACACAUGCGAUUCACUUGGUGUUCCUCUUUAUCAUGUGAGACUUAGUACUAAAAAACAUGAAACAAUAAAUUAUGUAACAUUUUCAUGUACAAUACAGCAAUUGCAAGAUUUAGUGUUUAAGCUCAAAGAUGUUAUUAGAUAUUCAGAAAAGCUUACUAAUGUUUAGCUGUAUUUUUAAGUUAUUAGUUUACUUCAUAUAGUACAAUUCAUUUAUAUUUUUAAAGUUUCUUGGAAUUAUUGUUUUAACUACUUUUUUUUUACAAUAUAUAAAUUUCUAUAAAUGAAGCAUAAUUAUCAACAAUUUGAUAUUUGUAUAUUAACAUUUACACAAUAAUUAUUAUAGUAAUCGUUUAAUAAUAAACUCAAUUUGUACGUAUAAGUGUAGUGGUAAAAUCUUAUACAAAUAACAGACCAUGUAAAGUAUAAUCAACUAUAUUUUUAUAAUUAAAAGAACAUCCUCUACUUCAUGUAGUAUUAUUACUGUAUUGAUACCGCGCGCGCGUAGAGAGUAUGCGCGCGUGCACACAACAUACGUAGAACACGUACAUAAAUUUCAAAACAAACGACGAUCAACGUUUUUAUAAAUAAAACAAAUCUCGAAAACUUCGUUUAAACCAUUUUGAUUUAAACGAUAUUGAAAUUUUCUUUACACAAAGAUUAUACACAUACAUUUUUCACUCGCUCACUCAUUCAGGUACACCUUGUAUACAAAAGAGUCGCGCGCGCACACAACUAAUAACUUAUUAAAAAUACGUUGUUUUUUGCUCUACAAUCAGGCAUCUCUCUAAAAAUUGCUUUCUCAUAUUAGACAAAAAAUACUAUUCGUUACGUUCCUUAAUUCCUAAAAAUAUGUGUGUUAAAUUAUAUUAAUAAUUGAUAAUUUUUUUAUAUCUAAUAUAUGAUAUAGACUUUUUCGAAUCAUUAUACACUAUUUACAAGUAAAUGUAUCUAAAAAGAAAAAAAGAUCGUCCAAUAUGAAAAAUUUAUCUAUACAUUAACUUUCUUUCUUUCCGGCACUUAUUAAAAUUAAUAAUGGACUUUUUAUCCAUGCGUGCUAUUUUAAUAAUUCGGUGCGAUGCGACACAUCGAUAAUAUUAACUAAUUAAGCUGGAAAGAGAGAAAUCACUUAUAGUGUAAUACUUUUUCUCAUUUUUUAAAUCAUCUAACAACGAUCUUGUUCUUGAUUUCCUAACAUUAUUUCAUAUAAGAUUAUUGUGAUAAGGCCUCGGACAUUUUACUAUAGUUGUUUUUUUUU
Molecule: messenger RNA, 1789 nt
Organism: Apis dorsata (giant honeybee)
Lineage: Eukaryota; Metazoa; Arthropoda; Insecta; Hymenoptera; Apidae
Product: COMM domain-containing protein 3-like
Exons: 4
Coding region: 125-700 (191 amino acids)
Biological process (GO): sodium ion transport
Source: RefSeq, a predicted model, not a curated record